Linepithema humile (Argentine ant) is the source of this 3630-nucleotide messenger RNA. Its product is annotated as optineurin-like. Lineage: Eukaryota; Metazoa; Arthropoda; Insecta; Hymenoptera; Formicidae. Gene Ontology annotation, molecular function: K63-linked polyubiquitin modification-dependent protein binding. The record is from RefSeq and is a predicted model, not a curated record. Gene Ontology annotation, cellular component: nucleus; cytoplasm. Gene Ontology annotation, biological process: regulation of canonical NF-kappaB signal transduction.
GUAAAAGUCUGUGCUCCGGCCUAUAGUGAAUUUCGUAACAUUUCGCGUUACUGAUAUCAUUUAGUUUAAAAAUUAUUCGAAAAAUAUCUAAGUAUCCGACGCAAUAACAAAAUACAUGCAAUGCAACAAAUGCAACUCAUCGAAAUGAAUGUGGAGAUUGACAUAGCGUAUUGGAUGCGGAGAUACGAGCAUUAGAUACGAGCAUUAGAAAUACUUAUCGUCUAACCUCGAUAUUAUGUUAAUUUAGAAGAAUUUUAGAGAUUGACUGUCACAAAUUUUGUUUACAGCUUAUUAGUUUUUAUAUUUCUGUAUGGUGGAGAGAUUGACCAACCAUUUGAAUUGAACAACCAAACCAAUACAAUAAUAAUCAAUAUGGAUCAAACACAGGAUAAAAAAACACAGGAUGAUAUAGAAGAAAUCCCUGCGAUGAAGAAUGAAUUAUUGUUUAAAUUAAACGAGCCAGUUACUACAGCUCUAAAUAUAAGCUCAAUGGCAACAAUGAACAGUAGCAAUGAUGGAGCUAGUUUAUCGUUUGUAGUGUUGGGCAAAGAUUCAAUGGAAAAUGUUCAAGCUUCAUUAUUAGCCUCAUAUGUUGAUAUUCAGCAGAAAAGCAUGGCUGUUGAUUAUAAAACAAUGAUAUCAUCACUGAGCAUAGACGAGAUGCAGCAAAGACUUACUGAACUAUUGCAAGAAAAUGUGAAAUUGAAGGAAACUUUGAAGCAAAAUAAUGUAUCUAUGAAGCAACAAUUUCAAACAUUGGCAAUCUGGCAAGAAGAAGUCAUGAAGGUUCAUCAGAACCACAAACAAAAAUUUGCAGAGACAAGAAAAUUGAUCAGUCAGUUAAAACAGGAAAAUACUGACCUGCAAACUAAACUUCUGCAGUGGCAACAGAUAGAAAACAUGGGAUUUGAGCCAAUUAGUGCAAUUUCUGAAUCUACCAGCAUUAGCAUUCCUGAUCAAAUAGAAUUUCAGCAGAGUAUGCUCAGCAAAGUUAUGAUAUCAAAAAUGGAUAUUGAAGCGUGCAAACAAUAUACAACAUCCGAAAAAUUUACUGAAAAAGGCUUAUAUAAGAGUCCAGAUCAAUUAAAAGUAGAAAAAGAGUUAGAAUCAGCAAUGAAAUCAUUAAAUUGUAAUAGCUGUGAAACUUCUGAGCAGAUUGUAGAACAUCAAGAAUGCUCAGAGUGUUCUGUAAAACAACAAGAAAUUGCUUGCUUGAAAGAAUCGAUUGCUUUACUUCAACAAAGGCUGCAAUGUACUCUUUCUUCUAUUUCGUAUGAUUUAUCAGAAUCAUCAUCCGAUUCAAAUCGUCAGAAAUUCAUACAAAGUAUGAAGCAAUAUAAUGAUAUUUAUCAUGAAUUAACUGCAUGUUUCGUAGGACAAAUAGAACGCUUUCCUGUAAUUGAAAAAAAUUUAAAGGAGAUUACUGACAUUCUUAUGGUACUUGAUGAUGAUCCUUCAAAAAUGCAAUUGCAUCAAUAUAGAGAAAAAUUAUGUCAUUUUUGCAAACAUUUAGCUGACGAGCAAGUGAAAAUUAUCACUGACAGACAGAUUCUAGUUAAAUCGCAGAAUCAGUUUCAGAAGAUACUUUCUGAUUAUAAUUCCAUUCUAUACGAACUGGAAAUUACGAUCGAUGAAAAUGCGAAACUAAAUGUUUUAAAGGAUAAUACCACUCGUGAGAGUUUGCAAAAAUCGGGGGAAAUGGAACGCAUCAAGCAGGACAGGCAAUUGUUCGAAGAAAAGAAAAGAACUUUUGACCAAGAAAAGAACCAUUUGGAAGAAGAAAAAAAAUCACUGGAAAAGCAGAAAAAGAGCUUAGAUGUAGAGCGAGACUCGUUGUACGACGAGAGGAAACUUUUGGCGCAAGAAAAGAUAAGUCUGAAUGAAGAGAAAAUGUCACUUGACCAACAAAGUCAACUAUAUGAAGAUUGUGAAAAAUCUUUGCAGAACGAGAAGAAAACAUUGCAACAUCAGUUCGAGAAGUUACUGAACGAGACAAAUUUUUUGAAACAAGAACUUGAAGAAAAGAAUGAAGAAUUUAAAGAAGUGCUGGAACAUCUUGCACAAAGCACGGAAGAGAUUAAUUUAUUAAGAUCACAAUUAACACUUUACGAAGAAGACUUUCAACAUGAGAAAAAACUUAAAGAGGCACUCUUGGAAGAGAAAAGUAAAUUAGAUGUGGAAUUACAAAAGCAAGUAGAAUAUAAUAAGCAAUUGCAAGAAUCUGCUGAUAUUUAUAAACAUACUAGUUCCAAUGUUCCAUCUGAACCUCGAAAGGAUGAUUCGACAAUGCUUGCGUCUGCGUGUCCAAAAUGUGAAUUGAGAUUUCAAAAUCUAUCGGCUCUGAUAACGCAUAUUGAAAGAUGCCUAGAAUUUUAAUAAUCAAAAAAAUAUUAAUCCGAUUUUUUUAGUUUUAACAUAUUAGGGUAUUUACAGGACGCAUCUUCAUAACGAAGCAUCAAGUCAUAUCAAUACUUCUGUGGUAUUUUGUAUUCAUGCAGCAUAUAAGCGUGUAUAUUUUAUUUCUUUAUGACAAACUUUUAUGUUCAAUUCACUUGUGAUACAAAUUAAAGUGCAUGUGUAAUGCACUGAAUAUUAAUUAGGAGAAUUAUUGACAUGCGUGACACAUUUUAAGUAUAGCAAGACUAUAUCAUGCCAAUGUGUGAAAACACAAUAUAUUUGGCAUAGAAGUGUUAAUUUGUAGUAUGUAAUAAGGUUUUGUGUAAAGGAGACCACAAAUUAGACCAGAAAAAAAGGAAAAGGCUUCAUGGAUUUUGAUGAAAUUUGUAGGGAAGGUAGUUUAGGGUGAAACGAAAAAUGACCAUGGCAAUUUGGCUUAUUUGGCAAUAAUCUUAUAUUAAUAAUAUAAUAAUAAUAAUAUUAUUAUUAUAUAUGCAUUGCCAUGGAUACAAAUCCAAUUUUGGAUAUAUAUAUGCAUUGCCAUGGAUAGGAAUCCAAUUUCGGAUAUACAUAUGCAUUGCCAUGGAUAGGAAUCCAGUUUCGGGCGCCAUUACUCGGGAAUCAUGGCACCUGAGCCGAAUCGUCAUGGUCAUUUCUCUUCUGUCACCCUAAACUACCUUCCCUGCAAAUUUCAUCAAAAUCCAUGAAGCCAUUUUCCAUUUCGUUUUCGUUUUCUUUUUUUUUUGUCUAAUUUGUAGUUUCCUUUGAAAAUUAAGUAACAGGAUAUUUUCCCAUUUUACUUUUAUUUGCUGUGUUUUAAUUCAUUUUAGUGACUACAUUCUUGACACGAUAGAAAGACUACUAAAAUAAAGUUCAAAAUUAUUUUUAGCAAAAAGUAGUUAUGCAUUCAGGAACAUUCAAAUUUUACAUCAUAAUGUGAAUGCAUCACACAGUACCUGUACGUAACCGUUAGUUACCUCAUGUAAAAAUAAAUAAACUUUUAAAAGAAUUAAGCUACAAUGAAUAUAAAUCACUCUACAAAAAAGUAUUCAUAGAGUAUAUCUAUCUACCGCCACGUAACUCCCUUUAUACUAGAAAUAACUAUCGCCACGUAACUCUCUUUAUACUAGAAAUAACUAUGCUAAUAGUAGACGUUGUUAAUGUAAAUAUAUGUAUACCAGACACGUACACACGUUUAUGCUGAACUUAUAACGCAAACGUAUUUAAAAAAGA